This is a messenger RNA of Gongylonema pulchrum, 1716 nucleotides long. The record is from the annotation of a GenBank genome assembly. NCBI's taxonomy places the organism in Eukaryota, Metazoa, Nematoda, Chromadorea, Rhabditida, Gongylonematidae.
AUGGAGAAGGAGCGGUCGGUGCAGUUGGGGAGCAGCUACAGGGCGCCGAUGUUCAAGAACGAGCGCACCACGCUGGAGCGCCUGGAGAAGUUCCUCUCCGAGCAGCAGUUCCUGGACUGCAACUUGCGCGGCCGACUCUACGGCGAAUCGCUGCCUGUCUAUCAGAUCCGGCAUCACAGCUUCGGCCAACACAUCGUCACAUUCACCGAGGCUACGCAGGCACUCUCCGCCGUAGACUGUACGGAAGUUGGAGUUGGAUUCAAAUUUGGGCCAACAUGGUCGACGCACUGGUUCCAGAUUGAUGUUGUGGUGCCGGAGAAGUGGCAGAGCAAAAAACGAGUGGUGCUGCGCGUCGAUGCUGAAUGUGAGGCUACGCUAUGGUCAGCCGAUGGCCAGGUGAUUCAGGGUUUAUCGCCGGAUUUUGGACGUACUGAUUUCGAGCUUUAUGGUUCAUUAUCGAUACCGCUGAAGUUUUACGUCGAAGCAUCCUGUAGCGAUCGGGGUGGCGACGGCGAUGGUUAUGGAAUACGGCCAGCGAAGAUGGAUAAGCAAUUUCAACUGAAACGUUGUGAAAUCGCGGAAUACAACCAUUUAAUACACGAACUGAUUAUUGACUUCGAAAUUUUGCUUGACAUGGCAAGAAUGCUGCCAAAAGAGGGAAUCAGACACUAUCAGGCUCUCUAUACGGCUAAUGACAUGCUAGUUUGGGUAAAAGAACACUACCCGAAUCUUUACCACGAUAUGCGCGACUAUGCAAUGGAAAAUCGUUUUGUUGGAGUUGGCGGAGCCUGGGUUGAAAUGGACGGUAAUUUGCCAAGCGGCGAAAGCAUUAUUAGGCAACUGUUAUAUGGGCAGCGUGAAUUCAUGAAUUUCUGUGGCAAGUAUUCGAAUAUAUUCUGGCUACCUGAUACGUUUGGUUAUUCCGCCCAAUUGCCGCAAAUAAUGAAGCAUUGUGGGAUGGAUUAUUUUGUAACUCAAAAAAUGAGUUGGAACAUAAGAAAUAAAUUUCCGCAUAACUCAUUUCAUUGGUUUGGCAUUGAUGGCACUCGUGUACUUGCGCAUUUCCCUCCUCAUAGUUAUGUGACUCAGAUAACUGUUAAAGAAUGCCUGGAAUCGCAGAGUAAUUUCACAGAUCGUGGACGCUCGAAUGUAGCAAUGAUGCUGUAUGGCUUUGGAGACGGAGGUGGUGGCCCCGAAGAAAAUAUGCUAAAAAGAGCUGCUCGACUGGAAGACUGUGAUGGGGUACCGAGAGUUCGGCAUGCAACGCCGGAAGCUUUUUUCGCUGAGGUCACACUACAUUUUAUUGUAUCGUUUACUUUGUUCUAUUCGGGUUUGCUUGAAAAAGUCGCUCUCACUUCAUAUUUUCAGUCGAUGUCGCUUCUUGAGUUCAAUGAAGGCAAAUCUCUAAGGAAUCAGUGGCAUCGCUUUCUGCUCAAUCAAUUCCAUGAUAUUUUACCGGGAAGUGGCUUAAAAGAAGUGGUAGCGGAUGCAAUGAAAAUUUACAGUGCCUUGUUGAAUGAACUUACUGCUGAUGGCGACAAGAAUUUGAAGUGGGAAGGUUUGUUAUGCGUUAGAAGUUGUUUUUUUUUGUUUCAGUUUGUUGGACCCAGUAAAGCAACCAGUCUUUAUCCUACCCCUUCCCUCCCUCCUCCCCUUUUCUCCUCAAAAAAAACCUCAAUGUACACAAUGAACAGGACUCCUACGGUCAUCACAUAG